CAAAAGGACCCCGAGUAUAGAAGGCUCUAUCCUGCACUGUUGCACAGAGUCCUGACACUGUAUCCAAGAUGCUGCUGGUGCUUCUACUGGUGAUGCUGACAUCGUGCACUGCAGUCCCUCAAAAUCUGUCAAAUAAAAUAUUCACCUUCCCACAAGAAACCAACACAGCUCAUGUGAGGGUGACUACAUCAAGACAAGAUCUGAAGGCUGUAACCGUGUGUUUCAGGUCCUUUACUGACCUCAAUAGAGACCAUUCCUUGUUCUCUCUGGCUACACCCUCUGCUAUCAAUAACUUCCUGAUAUUCAAGAAAGCUGCAAAUGGCUUAUUUGACCUGUGGGCCAGGGGCAAGCCAAAUAAAGUUGAAGGGAUUGCCUACAAGUUGAACACAUGGCAUUCAAUUUGUUCUACGUGGGACGCUACCUCUGGACUCAUGCAGCUGUGGGUCGAUGGAGUCCCCUCAAGCAGAAAAUUCACCAGCUCUGGAUCCAACAUCAAUGGACCCAUUAUCAUUGUCUUAGGACAGGAACAGGAUACCCAUGGUGGGGGAUUUGACAUCAAUCAGUCCUUUGUUGGCAUGAUGUCCGAUGUCCACAUGUGGGACCACACCCUUUCCCCCUGUGAGAUCCAGAACUACUCGAAUAAUCGGAGCUUCACCCCAGGCAAUGUGCUGAACUGGAAUGCGUUUGAGUUUCAGAUUGUUGGAAGAGUGCUGAUAGAAAACAAACAAGAGUUGUGUCAAUAG
Molecule: messenger RNA, 743 nt
Organism: Pelmatolapia mariae (spotted tilapia)
Lineage: Eukaryota; Metazoa; Chordata; Actinopteri; Cichliformes; Cichlidae
Product: C-reactive protein-like
Exons: 5
Coding region: 69-743 (224 amino acids)
Source: RefSeq, a predicted model, not a curated record